This is a messenger RNA of Trifolium pratense (red clover), 1507 nucleotides long. RefSeq names its product S-adenosyl-L-methionine:benzoic acid/salicylic acid carboxyl methyltransferase 3-like. The transcript has 4 exons. Gene Ontology annotation, molecular function: S-adenosylmethionine-dependent methyltransferase activity. The record is from RefSeq and is a predicted model, not a curated record. The coding region runs from base 78 to 1178 and encodes 366 amino acids. Lineage: Eukaryota; Viridiplantae; Streptophyta; Magnoliopsida; Fabales; Fabaceae. Gene Ontology annotation, biological process: methylation.
CUUUUACUAAUUAAACACAUAAGCUUAAAAGGAAAAGUGACCUCAAAGAAAAGAAAGAUACAUAACAAAAAACAAGAAUGGAUUUAGCACAUGUACUACACAUGAAUGGAGAUGUUGAAGAAGCAAGCUAUGCAAACAACUCCUUAAUUCAGCAAAAGGCGAUUUCUUUGGGAACAUCUUCGAGAAUCAAAGCCAUAACAAAUCUAUAUUGUGCCGUCUAUCCUAGGAGCUUCGCAAUUGCAGAGUUAGGUUGCUCUUCUGGACCAAACACUUUGUCGGUGAUUUCAGAAGUUAUCAAAGUUGUGGAAAAGCUUUGUCAAGAGUUGAAUCAUAAAUCUCCUGAAUAUAAAAUCUUUUUGAACGAUCUACCGGGGAAUGACUUCAACAGCGUAUUUAAGUCCCUUGACAACUUUAAAAACAAACUACGUGAUGAAAUAGAAACAGAAAUGGGUCCUUGUUAUUUCUUUGGUGUUCCCGGGUCAUUUUAUGACAGGAUUUUUCCUAAUCAAAGUUUACAUUUUGUCCAUUCCUCUUAUAGCCUACAUUGGCUAUCUAAGGUUCCCAAUGGUGUGGACAACAAUAAGAGUAACAUUUAUGUGACGAACACAAGCCCAUCAAAUGUCCUCAAGGCUUACUACGAGCAAUUUCAUAUUGAUUUUUCUCUUUUUCUAAAGUAUCGUGCCCAAGAAUUAGUUGAAGGGGGUUGCAUGAUUCUAACAUUUUUAGGAAGAGAAAGUGAUGAUCCAUUAGCAUUUGGCAAGGGUUCUAGUUACGGUUGGGAACUUUUGGCUAUGGCUCUUAAUGAUAUGGUUGUUGAGGGAAUCAUAGAAGAAGAAAAACUCAAUACUUUCAACAUCCCUAACUAUUAUCCAUCGCCAUCUGAAGUGAAAUUAGAAGUUCAAACUGAAGGAUCAUUUUCCAUAAAUCAAAUGGAGGUUUCUGAAAUAAUGGGGGCAGAUGGAGUUUAUAAUACCAAUGCUUUUGACUCUAAAUCUGAAAUGUAUGAAUCAGUUGCAAAAGGCACAAGAGCUAUUAUUGAACCAUUGAUGAUUGUUCAUUUUGGUGAAGGUGUCAUUGAUGAGGCAUUUGACCGGUUUAAAAUAAUUUUAGAAAGUGGAAUAUCCAAAGAGAGAACUAAGAUCACCAAUCUUACCAUAACAUUGAUUAGAAAACCAUGACCAAUACCAUAUUGUGUACUAUGUUUUAUAUUUUCUAAAUGAAUUUUAAAGUCGUGUUGAUGGUAGACACCAACAAUGCUUGGAUAUUGAUUCCUAAAAGUGUCACUCGAUGUCAUAGUAGUACACAACAUUUGGAAAUCGCAGAACGAUUAUAUUAUUUUCUAAUGAGUUUAUGUGUGUUAUACAUGUAUGGUUACAAUACAAAUUUUGUCUUGUAACUUGUAAGUAUGAUAUGCAUUCGGGGACCACUUGUAAGUCCGAUAUAGUUAUGUUAUGUUUGUUUAGACUUUACCUUAGUUGCUUUUUGGAAUUUGAAUUUCGAUUAUAUU